AUGGAUAUUCAACGCCAGUAUCCUAGUGUCCACUGGAUCUGGGGCGGAGGCAUCUCUUUCGUUUACGAGGUCCACCCUCGCAUCGUGGUCAAAGUCCCGAAGUCUGGGGAAUUCGAGAGGCAACAAUUUCAUAAAGAGCUCGAGAUUUAUCAUGUAUUCUCGCAAAACCCGCCUUGUCCCUCUAUUGUGCAGUGCUUUCUCUUUUCCGGCAGUGGCAUCUUCCUCGAGUACAUGAGAGAUAUGUCACUUUCUUCUAGGAUUCAAAACAAUCACACGCGAGACCAGCAAACUAUGGUGGUUACUAGAGUGGAAAAGUUGGAACCUCUACACCUACGACUAGAAUGGAUGAACGACCUCGCUCAAGCCGUCGCUUUCUUGGAAUCCCUCAACCUCGCUCAUGGUGAUUUACGACCUGAAAAUGUUCUACUUGACCGCAACCGACUAAAGUUAUCCGAUUUUGAUUGUACGGCGAAAAUUGGAACAAAUUACGAAGCUUGCAUGGCUCCGUAUGGCAGAAUACUCAAUCACGAGGAGUCAGACCAAGGAGAAUGUGGAACUUCUGGCUUUCUUGGCCCUCGAACAGAACAGUUCGCCCUUGGUUCCUUGUAUUAUUUGAUUAACUACGGCUUUGAGGUUUAUGGCGAUCGCUGUCUUGCCGAUGAUCCUUACGAACAUGGUCCUAAGGUCGUGGACUUACUACAGAAUAUGGAGUUUCCGAGAUUGGAUGGCAAUCCCCUGAUUGACGAUAUCAUCGACAAAUGUUGGCAUAAUAAAUAUGUCAAAGUUUCAGAACUAGCCACACACACGAAAACACUCUUGGACGAAAGAACCGAUCCGAUGGAAAGUAAUGGAAGCAGAAAGAGGGAAAGUAGCGAAGUGGCACCCCUUGUCAAAAAGAUUUUCAGUGAACGAUGGCGUAUGGUUAUGGGUCGCUUAAUUCAUGGAAUAUUUUUUGGCCUGGGAGUGUGGUGGAGGUCGUUAUUACAGAGGGUCCACGGCGAGGCAAGAAUCGUCAGGCGAGCUAGUGGCGAUAAUCGUGAUGUUGUGGAUCAAACCUGCUUGGAAGAAGAAUUCCUUUUGAAAAAGGAGUUCUGUCAGGACCUGGAGAAACGUGGACUUCUUGAUGCGCUUUCUUCGGGCGAGCCUGAGGAAAUUGGAUUCACUUUCGAUUGGUAUAGGCACAGUCUCUAA
Messenger RNA from Penicillium cinerascens, 1191 nucleotides. RefSeq lists its product as uncharacterized. The record is from RefSeq and is a predicted model, not a curated record. Gene Ontology annotation, biological process: peptidyl-serine phosphorylation; peptidyl-threonine phosphorylation. Bases 1 to 1191 code for a protein of 396 amino acids. Gene Ontology annotation, molecular function: ATP binding; protein serine/threonine kinase activity. The transcript is spliced from 2 exons. NCBI's taxonomy places the organism in Eukaryota, Fungi, Ascomycota, Eurotiomycetes, Eurotiales, Aspergillaceae.